Molecule: messenger RNA, 1464 nt
Organism: Venustampulla echinocandica
Lineage: Eukaryota; Fungi; Ascomycota; Leotiomycetes; Helotiales; Pleuroascaceae
Exons: 6
Coding region: 1-1464 (487 amino acids)
Biological process (GO): transmembrane transport
Cellular component (GO): membrane
Molecular function (GO): transmembrane transporter activity
Source: RefSeq, a predicted model, not a curated record
AUGACCAAUUUCUCAAACGAGAAAACAGGGUACAACGCCGCUGGGGCCGACCAGUCUUUAAGUUCCGAUGAUGAUUUGGCAUGGACAGAAGAGGAAGAACUGAAGGCGAGGAGGAAAGUCGACUCUUCCGUACUACCGUUGCUCUUUCUUGGACUUCUAGUCUUUCAACUCGACCGUAUGAACUUGGCCAGCGCUCUAACAGCCGGGUUUGCGAACAACAUACACAUCAAUCAGUCCACGAUCAAUCUGGGUAACCAAUUGAUGUUUAUGGGAAUCGUAGUUCUGGAAAUACCCUUCAAUCUGAUACUGCAAAGACUUGGACCACGAAAAUGGAUCUCAGCUCAGGUCUGCCUGUUCGGAUUUGUCGCCAUCAUGCAGGUUUUUGUGAAAAGCCGUGCCGGAUUCCUGGCUUCGCGGCUGUUUCUGGGGUUUGCUGAAGCUGGCUACAUACCAGGAGCUUCGUACACUUUGUCAUGCUGGUAUACCAAGCGUGAACUUGCAAAGCGGAUUGCGAUCUUGUUUUUUGGGAUGUUCGGCGGAAAUGCAUUGAGCCCAAUACUGGCUACGGGAAUCCUCAAACUGGCUGGCCACGGCGGGCUCAAUGGGUGGCAAUGGCUCUUCCUACGCAAGUGCCCUGUCUAUCAUUUAGAUACUUCCAUGCUGUUUUUGCUCUUGCCCGGCUCGCCUGAAACACCACGGCCACUGUUGAGCCCCGGUCUCGUGCAUUUCUCCAAGACCGACCGAUCGAUCUUGAAAAGGCGGCUCGAGUUGGACAGUCCCGAAAGGAAUGGAGCAGACGGUGCGCGGAUAUCGUUCACAGUAGUCUGGAAGACAAUUAUGCACUACAAACGUUGGCCGCACUAUGUCUCCACGUUUUGUGUGUUUUCGACGUGGUCUCCUCUAACCACGUAUACGCCAUCAAUAAUCCUGGCUCUGGGCUUCGACCGCACUGCCGCAAAUGCUCUCUCGGCGGUAGGCGCGUCCUUGGCCCUGCUGGUUGUCUUUUGCAUCGCCUACAUCAGUGACAAGACCAACAAGCGGGGACUUGCGGUGAUCCUUGGCCUGGCCUUCUAUCUCAUUUCUCUAGUCAUUGCACACUCUGUCCAACCUCAUGUGGGAAAGUGGUCAAGAUGGGGACUGUGGACUUUGGUUAACGCGUUUGCCGUGGGUUACCACCCUUCGCACAAUUCCUGGGUACAACUCAACUGCAACGACAGCGGGGAGAGAAGCAUCGCCGUUGCCAUGUGGGUCAUGUCAGCCAUCAGUGGUCUCAUGGUUGGCACGCAGUAUUUCCAAGGCGGCGAUGCUCCGAGAUACCAAACUGGAUUGCGGACCAUGAUUAUCAUGGUUUCUGUUGGCAUUGCGGCCGCGCUCAUUCAGGAGGUUAUAUAUUUCACUCACAAUAGGACUGUGAAGAGGAGCGCUCCCACGGACAGUUCGGUGGCUUAUGUUUAUGUGCUAUAG